AUGGUCGCAAGGUUCUACAUACGCUUGAUAUUAUCUUUACUACUUUUGCCCCUGAUUCUGGCGCAGGAUUACUAUGCAAUACUGGAAAUAGACAAAGGUGCGUCCGAGAAGGAGAUCAAAUCUGCAUACAGACAAUUGUCCAAGAAAUUCCAUCCGGAUAAGAACGCUGGGAGUGAGGAGGCCCACCAGAAGUUCAUUGAAGUGGGUGAGGCCUACGAUGUGUUGAGUGACCCUGAAAAGAAGAAGAUUUAUGACCAAUUCGGUGCAGAGGCUGUAAAGAACGGCGGCGACGGUGCAGGUGGCCCCGGUGCAGGUGGAUUCCAUGAUCCGUUCGACAUAUUUGAGCGUAUGUUCCAAGGUGGCCAUGGUGGUACCGGCGGUGGGUUUGGCCAGAGACAGAGGCAACGUGGCCCCAUGAUCAAGGUCCAGGAAAAACUGUCUUUAAAGCAGUUUUAUUCUGGUUCCUCGAUUGAGUUCACCUUGAGUUUGAACGACGAAUGUGAUGUUUGUCACGGUAGUGGCUCCGCCGAUGGUAAAUUGGCGCAAUGUCCCGAUUGUCAAGGUCGUGGUGUCAUAAUACAAGUCCUGCGCAUGGGUAUUAUGACACAGCAGAUCCAGCAGAUGUGUGGCAGAUGUGGUGGUACAGGACAGGUAAUCAAGAACGAGUGUAAGACGUGUCACGGUAAUAAGGUCACCAAGAGGAACAAGUUCUUCCACGUUGACGUCCCACCGGGCGCACCAAGAAACUACAUGGAUACAAGGGCCGGUGAGGCUGAAAAGGGUCCAGAUUUUGAUGCAGGGGACCUGGUCAUAGAAUUCAAGGAAAAGGACUCGGAAAACAUGGGUUACAGAAGAAGAGGCGACAAUCUGUACAGGACAGAGGUUCUAUCCAUCGAGGAAGCCCUGUACGGCGGAUGGGAAAGAACGAUAGAGUUCCUUGACGAAAAUAAGCCCGUUAAACUAUCCAGACCCGCAUACGUAGGGGUCUCCAAUGGUGAGAUUGAAGUCAUGAAAGGGUUUGGUAUGCCCAAGGGUGGCAAGGGCUACGGUGAUUUGUACAUAGAUUACGUAGUCAUAAUGCCGAAGACACUCAAACGUGAGCAAACUCUGCUCAAGGACGAGUUGUAG
This is a messenger RNA of Saccharomyces kudriavzevii IFO 1802, 1128 nucleotides long. It is a transcript of the gene SCJ1, whose product is annotated as Scj1p. The record is from RefSeq and is a predicted model, not a curated record. Gene Ontology annotation, cellular component: cytoplasm. The coding region runs from base 1 to 1128 and encodes 375 amino acids. Lineage: Eukaryota; Fungi; Ascomycota; Saccharomycetes; Saccharomycetales; Saccharomycetaceae. The transcript has a single exon. Gene Ontology annotation, biological process: protein refolding. Gene Ontology annotation, molecular function: Hsp70 protein binding.